AUGAGUCAACCACAGGAAACCGAGCGUUCGUCCGAGGCGAGCGACAUCGAAAACUCAAACACGUACGAUGGAUCAGGCACGCCAGACGACCCUUAUGUGGUAGAGUUUCAAAAAAACGAUCCUGGGAAUCCCAUGAACUGGGGCGACUUUAGAAAAUGGUUCAUCACCACCAUUGCGACACUUUCUGUCUUUGCCGUGACAUUUGCGUCGUCAGCAUACUCUGUAUCGGUCAUGGAGAUUACCCAAGAAUUCAAUAUCAGCACCGAGCUCUUCAUUGUCGGCGUUUCGCUCUUUGUCCUCGGAUUUGCAAUUGGCCCAGCUCUUUGGGGUCCCUUGUGCGUGUCAAAGUCGAAUGAAAUCCAUGGGCUGAGAAUCCUUUGGAUCGUGUCCCACAUUGCUAUGGUAGCUUUCAUGGCUGGUUCAGCGGGCAGUCAGAACAUUGCUACUCUGGUCGUUUUGCGCUUUUUUGCUGGCACGUUUGGUGGCUCACCUCUCGUCAACUCUGGGGGGGCUAUUGCGGACCUAUUCCCCCCGGCCAGGAGGGGUCUUGCCAUGACGGUCUAUUGUGUAGCGCCGUUCCUCGGUCCCAUCCUCGGUCCCGUCAUUGGCGGCUUCAUUUCUCAGGGCGCUGGAUGGAGAUGGGUGCAGGGAGUGUGCACCAUUCUCAUUGGAACCAUAGCGAUUCUCGGCGUUAUCUUCAUUCCCGAGACAUACGGACCGGUUCUUCUCAUUCGACGGGCAAAUAAACUAACCAAGGCUGAUGGCAAACACUACAUCAGUGUCCUUGAGAAGAGUCAAGGCAAGAAGAAGCCGUCUGAAGUCUUCGCGCGAGCACUGAUCCGUCCUUGGGUCUUGCUCUUUCUGGAGCCCAUUGUAUUAGUGGCCUCGCUAUACAUGGCCAUCAUCUACGGUACUGUUUACAUGUUCAUGGGCGCCAUGCCUAUCGUAUACAACCGUGACCGUGGCUGGAAUGAGGGAAUUGGAGGGCUCGCAUUCAUGGGAAUCGCGGUGGGCAUUAUCAUUGGCUUGGUCUAUGCCAUCCUCGACAACAGCCGUUACAUGAAGCUAUUCCUCGCCAAAAAGGCCACCCCAGAGUCGCGUCUACCACCCGCUAUUGUUGGCGCUGUCGCUCUGCCUAUUGGCAUGUUCGCUUUUGCGUGGACCAACUAUCCUAGCAUUCACUGGUCUGUCGCAAUCGUCCUGUCGGCACCCUUCGGAUUCGGCUGUGUCCUGGUCAUCCUACCCAUUGUCAACUACCUCAUCGACUCAUAUACUAUAUACGCAGCUUCUGUGCUAGCAGCCGCCGCCAUUUUCCGUUCCAUUGUCGGCGCUGUCUUUCCGCUAUUCACAACUCAAAUGUAUGAGAACCUGGGGAUUCACUGGGCUACGUCUAUUCCGGCCUUUUUGACCUUGGUUUGCAUGCCUUUUCCUUUUAUCAUGUACAAAUAUGGCUCAGCGGUGAGAAUGAAGUGUAAAUAUGCGUUUGAAGCUGCGGAAAUGAUGAAGAAGAUGCAGCAGCAGCAGCAGCAGCAAGCACAAGCUGGCCCGCAAAAGAAGGAGGAGGACUCAACUUCAGACUAA
Messenger RNA from Ustilaginoidea virens, 1581 nucleotides. RefSeq lists its product as uncharacterized. The transcript is spliced from 4 exons. Gene Ontology annotation, molecular function: transmembrane transporter activity. The record is from RefSeq and is a predicted model, not a curated record. The coding region runs from base 1 to 1581 and encodes 526 amino acids. Lineage: Eukaryota; Fungi; Ascomycota; Sordariomycetes; Hypocreales; Clavicipitaceae. Gene Ontology annotation, biological process: transmembrane transport.